This is a messenger RNA of Cokeromyces recurvatus, 1004 nucleotides long. Its product is annotated as ankyrin repeat-containing domain protein. Gene Ontology annotation, molecular function: protein binding. Lineage: Eukaryota; Fungi; Mucoromycota; Mucoromycetes; Mucorales; Mucoraceae. Bases 94 to 735 code for a protein of 213 amino acids. The transcript has 3 exons. The record is from RefSeq and is a predicted model, not a curated record.
UUUUUUUUUAUUUAUUUAUUUAUUUAUUUCUUUAAGCUUCCAUAAAAAGAUCAUCUUUUUUUUGUUUUUGUAUUUCAUAGUUCAUUAAUCGAAAUGCAAAUACCUGAUGAAAGAGAACACACUUUAAGAGAGGUAGCAGCUCUGGGAAAUAUUAAAGCUACUCUUCAUCUAGCUCAUUCUGGUGUUAAUGUUAAUUCACAAAAUGCAAUGAAUGGAUGGACUGCGUUACAUUGGGCAGCACAUAGAGGACAUGAACACGUUGUUAUUGCAUUAUUAAGAAGCGGAGCUGAUCCUUUUAUUAAAACACAAAAAGGACAAACAGCAUUAGAUUUAGCAGUACAACAUGAAACUACAGCUAAAAUUUUACGUACAGCGAUGGGUGACCAAGCAAAUGUUUCUGUAGGUCCUGAACCUUCACUUCCAUUUGUUCCUACUUAUAUGAAAAAUCCUGAUUUAGAAAAAACAUGGCUUAUGCCUGAUGAAUUUUCCGAGAAUAAGGUUGAAAAUUUAGUGAGAAGACAAAAGGCAGUUGAAUUAGUAGAAAAUUCGAAUGAUACCAAGCAACAAGGGAUAAAACCGGAAGAAGAUAAUAGAGAAGAAAAGGAAAUACUUAUUUAUUUAUCUUCUCGUCAAGAUGAAAACUUACUUGGCUCAGUUUAUUUAAAAAACCAAACAAUUGAAAAUGCAAUUGAUGAUAUUAAAAAGGUAUUUAAAAAAAAUGACUGUUAUAUAUAAAGAGGAUAUCUACUAACAAUGAAAUAAAGGAAAUUGAUGGUUUACCGAAGGAUUUCAGUAUUUCUCGACAUAAUGGUAAAAUUGGUAUACCAGUUAACUCUAAACAAAUGAACAAAAAGCUAUUAGAUAUUUUCAGAGGCGAAGAUGAUGUACUACUAAUAAUCCCAUCAGCUUAAUAAAAAAUUUUAAAAAUUGAUAGAAAAUAAACUUUUUUUUUAUAUAUUUAUAUAUAUGUAUAACGAUAAUUUAUGCAGCAAAUUUAAGGGUUU